GUGCGGAGCUCUCGCGUCCAGCUGCGAGCCGCGGCUGGUGUGAGGUCCCGGCCGGCUCCACGCGCGUCGAGCCCGCGCCGGCUGGGGGUUGGGGGUGGCCCGGCCGCCCUCUCACCCGCCCGUGCGCUCGGGACUGCUUGCUCUCGGCGCCCGCUCUCUGGCUCACGGUCUUUUGUAUCUUUCUUUCCCUCCCCGCCCCUCUCCUGCCCGCCGCGAUGUCUCCGCGCCCUGCUGCCACCUCCCUCCGCCCGCGACGCCCCGGCCACUGCGGCGGUGGUGGCGGCGGCUGCUGCCCUCGGACGCGGGCCUGAAAGGAAGAAGAGGAGGAAGCGAGGCGCGCCCCCCGGCCCAUGCCGCAGCCCGAGGCCCGGCCCAGCCGCUGCGCCCGCGCCGCCGCCGCCCUCGCCCUGCUCGCCGGAGCGCACGAGACCUGCAUGGACGGGCAUGGGCGUGAGAGCAGCAGCACCUUCCUGCGCCGCCGCCGCCGCCCCCGCCCCCGCCGCCGCCGGGGCUGAGCAGGACCGCCGCCCCGGGCUCUGGCCGCCCUCGCCCCCGCCGCCGUUGCUGCUGCUGCUGCUGCUCAGCCUGGGGCUGCUCCACGCAGGUGACUGCCAACAGCCAGCUCAAUGCCGAAUCCAGAAAUGUACCACAGAUUUCGUGUCCCUCACUUCACACCUGAACUCUGCCACCGAUGGCUUCGACUCUGACUUCUGCAAGGCACUCCGUGCCUAUGCCGGCUGCACCCAGCGAACUUCAAAAGCCUGCCGUGGCAACCUGGUGUACCAUUCUGCCGUGUUAGGUAUCAGCGACCUCAUGAGCCAGAGGAACUGUUCCAAGGAUGGACCCACAUCCUCCACCAACCCGGAAGUGACCCAUGACCCUUGUAACUACCACAGCCACGGAGGAGUCAGAGAACACAGGGGAGGAGGGGACCAGAGCCCUCCCAAUUACCUUUUCUGCGGCUUGUUUGGAGACCCUCACCUUAGAACUUUCAGGGAUCACUUCCAGACGUGCAAAGUGGAAGGGGCCUGGCCACUCAUAGACAAUAAUUAUCUUUCGGUUCAAGUGACAAAUGUGCCUGUGGUCCCUGGAUCCAGUGCAACUGCUACUAACAAGAUCACUAUUAUCUUCAAAGCACACCAUGAGUGUACGGAUCAGAAAGUAUACCAGGCUGUGACAGAUGACCUGCCAGCUGCCUUUGUGGAUGGCACCACCAGUGGGGGGGAUGGUGACGUCAAGAGCCUUCACAUCGUGGAGAAGGAGAGUGGCCGCUACGUCGAGAUGCAUGCCCGCUACAUAGGCACCACAGUGUUUGUGCGACAGCUGGGCCGCUACCUAACCCUCGCCAUUCGAAUGCCUGAAGACUUGGCCAUGUCCUAUGAGGAAAGCCAAGAUCUGCAGCUGUGUGUGAAUGGCUGCCCUCUGAGUGAAUGCAUCGAUGAUGGACAAGGCCAGGUGUCUGCUAUCCUGGGGCACAGCCUGCCACGCACCACCUCAGCGCAGGCCUGGCCUGGCUACACCCUGGAGACCGCCAGCACCCAAUGCCAUGAGAAGAUGCCAGUGAAGGACAUCUAUUUCCAGUCUUGUGUCUUUGACCUGCUCACCACCGGUGAUGCCAACUUUACUGCCGCAGCCCACAGUGCCUUGGAGGACGUGGAGGCGCUGCACCCCAGGAAGGAACGCUGGCACAUCUUCCCCAGCAGCAGCCGUGCAGGAGGCAGCCAUUUGUCUGUUGCUCUUGGACUCACAUGCUUGAUCCUUACUGUGUUUUUGUAGGGGUUGUUUGUUUUUUGGGUUUUUUGUUUGUUUGUUUUUGGUUUUUUUGUCUAUAACAAAAUUUUAAAUAUAUAUUGUCAUAAUAUAUUGAGUGAAAGAAUAUAUAUGUAUAUACCAUGUAUAUGACAGAUGUUUGUCCUGGAACACCAGAUUGUACAUUAUGUGUUUGACUGUUUUCACAUAUGUUGGUUGUUGUGUUUUUUUGAUUGUACCAAUUUUGUUUUGCAGUUUUGUGAAAUGUUUUAUAAUGUCCCUGCCUAGGGGCCUCUUAGAAAGCACUUUAUUUUUUAUAUAUUAAAUAUUUAUGUGUGUACCUGGCUAAUAUGUACAGUGCAUAUACACAGACACAACAGCAAUCCAUUUGAAGGUGACCAGUUUGUAGCUACCUUGGGUGUUCCUCCUGCACGUCCCAUUGCUACUGAUUUGCCAAGGUACACAGUUCAUAAUGGAGCUGUCUCCCUUUUGAAGUGUCAAUCUGAGAGGAAAAUUGUCCCCUCCCUUGUAAGUACUUUUGAUUCUACUUAAGAGCUCUGUUUCUAACAACUUACUCUCAGAACAUGGGGACAGGAUUGCUACAACUGCAGUUCUUGUUACUCUGACAUUUGAGCACAUGGCCCGUGAGGUUGACCCUUCUGAAGCUGCCAUUUGUUAAGUACCAGUAUGGUGAUGGUCAUUUCCAGUUGAUAACCAGGCAUAUCUCCCUACACCUGAGCUAGUCUCCCCUAUUCCUGUUUAAAUAGUAGUUUCCCCUCCUUUUGCUUAAAGAGUUUAAACAAAGUCAUCAACUUACUAGAGUUCAUGCCUUGCUAUCCCUCUCUGUAAUUUGUAGAGAUCACAUUCUUAACUCUUUCCUCCUCGGCUGCUUGGAACCCUAACGGUGCUCUCUCUCCACCCCAACGUCUCCCUCACUUCACCUCAGGAUUCCAAACUCUGGAAUGAUAUUGAGGUCCAGGUGUAGGGCCUUAAGGACAGAAAACCUUCCUUGGUGUGUAUUAGUAUACACGCUUGCCUGUGGAUGCUGUCGUCCCGAUGGUCGUAACUGGGCAUUGCACUGUCCAGGUAGUAUCCGUCUUCUCAGUUCUCUGCCAUCUUAACACCUGUAGUUGAAUAUUAGGCAGUUAGUUGCUCCUGUCACUGAAAUCCCCAUAAGGUAAAGUCUCUCCUUGCCUCUACCAUCCAUUGUUGGUACCAACUAUAGAAGGGAAUUAACAAAAAGGCUGUGAUUAGCAGAGUUAACUCCUGAAUAGAUAGGUUUAUAUUGUUAUAUCUAAAUAGUGUGAGUGUUUGGGUUCCAAGAAGUAAUACAAUUUGUGUUUCAAUAUUUAAGGUUUACAGUAAUGCAAGCUUUAAAUGCUGUAGUUAUCUAGGCCAAGGUGAUGCCUUUGCCGUGUCCUUUUGACCAGUGGCACUGACAGACUUUGGCAUCAGAAAAGGAUACCCAUUUUGUGAAGUGGUAUCAUCAACAGGAUGGGAUUGUGUGUGUGUUCUAGAGGUAGCAAACCCUUAAACUUGGGGAAAAUUCUGAAGGCACCCCUGAACUCCAGGGAGCUGGAAUCUAACCCCCUGUUAAAGAGUCCUUUUAAAGGAAGCUGGACUAGGAAGGACUGACCAACCCUGAGCUCUGAAACAUGGCCACUUUUGUUCAUGUGCGGAGCCAUGUGCCAAGUUCAGAAGCUUUUUCACUAGGCUAGUGACUUGCAGUUGAGUAGAACGAGAAAGGGAAAGACGUUGGAUACUUUUUAACCACUAUUUUUGUUCAAGUAGUAUAAAGGUAAAGUGAAAACAAUAGAAGUUUCUACAGUGUCUGGCUUUAGAGUGUGUGAUUGAUACACCUUUUAUCCUUUUUGGGGGAGAACAAAACCACCACCUCUACUCAUAGUCUGGGUCAGAAAGUGUGUUUAGCGGGAAAGGGUGCCCAUGAGACUAGUAUACUACACAUUGGAAAUAUCAGCAAUAUAGUAUGGUGGAUUGUUUGUUCUCCCUCGUAAUCAGUGUCCCUGUAUGACCUUUAUGGUCCCCACAGAUAACUUUUAGAAAUAAAGUAUUUCUGUAGAGGAGAGCCAGGUUUUCUUUGAGGUUUCUAAGAACUUACUACGGCUUUUGCUUCUUUAGCCAGAAUUUCAGAUGAUGCCAGCGUAUGAGUAGGCUUUGGCUCUUCAUGGGUCUCCUGGGAGAGCUUACAACUUGGGCCAAAGCACCGAUUUCCAUAGAUCUAUGUGUGAUUCUUUCAGAGAAGACUCAAAAAACACGGGGUUUUUUGCCCUCUUCACUGUGCUUGGAAACCCCUACAAAUUGUGCCGAGAGUCUUUACAGAGAAACCUGUAGAUGUGGUUCAUAGGUAUAUGAGUUAAGUAUCUGUGUAAAAACAGUGGGUAUGCAGUAUGUAAAUACUUUAAAUUAUUAUGCUAGAAAAAUAAAAGUUACAGACCA
Mesocricetus auratus (golden hamster) is the source of this 4206-nucleotide messenger RNA. RefSeq names its product repulsive guidance molecule BMP co-receptor b (gene Rgmb). Bases 445 to 1776 code for a protein of 443 amino acids. Gene Ontology annotation, biological process: BMP signaling pathway. The transcript has 3 exons. NCBI's taxonomy places the organism in Eukaryota, Metazoa, Chordata, Mammalia, Rodentia, Cricetidae. The record is from RefSeq and is a predicted model, not a curated record. Gene Ontology annotation, cellular component: plasma membrane. Gene Ontology annotation, molecular function: coreceptor activity.